AUGAAUACAAAUAACCAAGCUUCUCAAGAUUAUUCUGAUUUACCAAUGUAUCAGACUGGAAAUAAUUUCGCACCUUCACAUUUUCUUGAUAAUAAUAACAAUGACCAACAAACUCCUAUUAAUAAUAACGUAGGAAUGUCCAAUACCAAUACUAUAACUCCCAUCCUUCAAAGCGAUACAUUUGAAUUUUACUUUCCUUUACAAAACGAUGCACGCAUUUAUUACGUUACAUAUACCGAAUUACAUCAAUUUGAAAUUGCGCGACUCUUGAAUAAUGGAAUAAAUUUAUCUCGUAUUCCUGACCAUCAGUUUCCACAUCAUUAUAAUAUUCAAUCUUUAAUUCAACAACAGAUUCAGCAACAAGUCCAACAACCCGUUUAUCAACAAAAUAGUGUUCAACAACAAUCCUUUGAUACUAUUAUUCAACCUACUUACCAAGUAUAUUCAGAUAAUAAUAACACUUACAAUAAUGCUUCAAAUUCAGUAAACGGAACUAUUCCUGAUAAUAUUCAAGAUGCAGGAUUUCAGAAUUCUCCGUGA
Rhizophagus irregularis DAOM 181602=DAOM 197198 is the source of this 540-nucleotide messenger RNA. RefSeq lists its product as uncharacterized. The record is from RefSeq and is a predicted model, not a curated record. Lineage: Eukaryota; Fungi; Glomeromycota; Glomeromycetes; Glomerales; Glomeraceae.